CGGCAGUGGGUGGGGAGAGCAGGGGAUGGGGUGGCAGAUCCUGAGUUGUCGGUUGUCAUACACCCGGAAUGAUCAGCAGCUCGUGAGCCGCCGGGAGCAAUGCACAGGCAGUGACUGAGCAUCUCGUGAGAAUCCAGGAGACGGUACAGAGACCGGGCAGCAGCCGCAGCCGCAAUGGCACAAGCACCGACUUGGGGAGAGAGAACUCGCUGAGGCUGUGCUUAUAAUCGACGUGUGAAUGGAAAUGAUAGACCAGUGAUUGAUCUCCAGGUGAGGAGCGCAGCUGAAUGACGACACUCUGUAUGAUGCUGCAGGAGGACAGCAGCUUCUCACUAAUUUCUACCAAAAAUGGAGUCAGGAUCCUCUGCAUUAGCUUUUGUUUGAUGGCACAUUAAGCACUCUGAAACUCUACCCUGCGUGAAGGAUACUAUAUAAAUGUAAGUUGUUGUUGACAUGUUCUGAAUGGAUGAAUAGGGCAUUUAAUUACACCAAGUAUACCUCUGUCCAGAGCAGUUCAACACAAUCAAAGAUGUCUGCCUUUCUCUUGAAUGGUAGGAUUUGUUUUUCAGCAUUUAGGCCUUUGCUUUUUAGGUCACCUGUAUUGAGAUUUGGUACCUCCACGCUGAAAGGAACCCUUAGGUUAAAGGUCUUACCCAAAUUAGCUUUUAUUUGCUUGGGAUUCAGGGAAGCCUCACUGCAUGUAGCAAGCUGUCAGAAGAAGACAACACUCACUGAUACAAGACCACUACCAUACUCCAAGUGUAGAGCCGAUCACCUCUAUUUGAAUUAUCUGCUCUGGAAACUUUGUUUUGCUGUCCACUUGGGACUCCGAGCCUUGAUACUUAUGCUACGGUUUGGACCUCUGUUAGUGCUCUAUCCAAUUUGUUUCAUGUCAACUGGUUUUGCGGCGAUCUGGAGAGACCAGCUGCUGAAGGCCACAGAGACUUCGGGGCCAACUUUCAUAAAGCUAGGGCAAUGGUUCAGCACCAGACAGGACCUCUUCUCAACACAGAUUUGUGACAUGUUCUCUAAACUCCAUGUCCAUGUUAUUCCACACACCUGGGACUACACCAAGCACUGCUUCAGAAGUGCUUUCGGAGCCAGCUGGAAAGAAAUAUUUAAGAUGGAAAGUAAAGAUCCCAUGGGUUUGGGCUGCCUCACCCAAGUUUACAGAGCUUACACUGAUCCAAGAAAUAUUAAUAACCUUGAAUUUCAGAAACUAGUAGAGGACUUUGAAAAGGAGGAUCUGUUUGAAGCCUGGGAGAUCUUCAGACUUAAAGGGAUAUUUCAACACCUCUUUGGUGACAGACGGGAGACUUUUCUACACCAAAGUCAUAAGGAGGGUUUUAAUGGCCCCCAUAGGCUUCAACCUGUGGAAGAAUAUAAUGGUCCAGGCAAGCAACUCCAUUGCAUUCCAGUGGCGAUAAAGGUGCUGCACCCUGGGAUAGAGCAUCAGGUCGCUCUGGAUCUCAUAAUAAUGAAAGCCGGGAGCUGGCUCCUCAGCCUCCUGCCAAAGCUGAAGUGGUUGCGACUGCCUGAGGUGAUCGAAGAGUUUGAAAUCCUCAUGAGAAGACAGAUUGACUUACGAUAUGAGGCAGAGAACUUGGAACGCUUCCGAGAAAAUUUUAAGGAUGUGGAAAGUGUCAGGUUUCCGAUGCCUCUCAGACCAUUUGUGACGAAAAGGGUUCUGGUUGAAACUUUUGAGGAUAGUGAACCAAUCUCUCAGUAUUUGAAGGAGCAUGAGCACAAUGGGCUCAAGCAAUGGCUGGCAAGGAUGGGAGUGAAGAUGCUGUUGAAAAUGAUUUUAGUGGACAACUUUGUUCAUGGAGACCUUCACCUGGGAAAGCUCCGGGUUCAAGGGGCUGGUCAACUUGACCUGCGUUGCGAGGAAAAAACAUCCCUUGUGGACAUGUGUGACACACUUGUCGUUAACGUGCAGCCCUCCUGCUGCCCAUUCAAGCUUGUGUUUCUAGGUGCAGACAUUGUGGCCCAGCUACAGCCUCCUCCUCCAGACAAUAUCAAGGCCACCUUCAACGCUAUCAUAGAGACGCAGGAGGAGUGGAUCGCAGAGCUAUUUCUCGCUCACGCCAGGGCCAGUGAAGGCUGGAAUACGCAGCAUUUGAAAUCUGAAAUGGUGCAACUGGUCAUGGAGACCAGGAAGAGUGCUAUAUCACUUGGAAAGGUGCAGGUAGGAGAUUUCUUGGCUCAAGUCUUGCAUUUGCUGAAGACCCACAAGGUUAAGAUGGAGAGUAAUGCUGCCGUCAUCAUUAUCACUCUCAUGGUUGUGGAGAGUCUGGGAAAGUCUCUGGAUCCUAAGCUGGACAUGCUGGAUUUGGUCAGACCGCUGCUGCUGGAAAGCUCUAUCCAUUUCUAGUCUCAACACUCAGCCAAUCCUUGACUCUUGACACUAUCAUCAAUUGGAGAGAAAACUGGCCUUCAGAGAGGAGUAGAGAGCCUAACGGAAUGAGCUAUGAACCGAGUGAAGUGAGAACAGAGUGUGACUUGAUGAAGGAAUUUGGUGAGAGUGGGAAUUCCUUGUUUACAAAUGGGAAUUAAAACAUUUAACUUAACAACAAGGCAGUUGAUAGUUAAUUGUUAGCUGACCAGUUGAAACUGGUUCUGUGUGAUACAGGGGUAUUUAAAAUGGAGGCUUGUGGGAGCCUCACUCAAGCACAGACCUCAAUGUAGUGAGUUGUGAAUGGAGGAAGUGGGAACAGUGAGACUUGAUGAAGGAAUUUGGUGAGAUUGCAAAUUCUGUGCAGAGUGGAAGGAGGUGCUUAUAUAUAUUCUAGGAAUAUGGCAGAACAACAAAGACCUGUUGCAUGCACAUUGUGUGCCAUGUGGGAACUCCAGGAUGGUUCUCUUGUAAUAGACAACAGGAGAAGAGCAAUUUUAGGAAAUCAAUGCCACAAUGGGGUAAACGACUCCACAGGGGCUACAGGGAAGUAUAGCGAUGCUAUUGUCAUUGAGGAUUCAACAAUUGGGGAUAAACAGGUGUUUCUGCAACCAAAGACGUGAGUCUGGAAUGGUGUGGUGCUUCCCUGGUGUCAGGGUGGAGGAUGUCACGGAACAGGUGCAGAACAUUCUGUGGGGGAAAGGGGAACUGCCAGAAGUUGUGGUCCAUAUUGGAACCAACAACGUAGGAAAGAAAAGGGUAGAGAUUUUAUAGGCAGAGUUUGAGGCACUAGGAGGAAGACUAAAGAUGAGGACCUCAAAUGUGGUAAUCUCUGGAUUACUGGAUUAGAGUUAAGGAGCAGAAGAGGAGCUGUUACGCUGUUGGGUGUAUAGACCAUCAAAUAGUG
Molecule: messenger RNA, 3302 nt
Organism: Callorhinchus milii (elephant shark)
Lineage: Eukaryota; Metazoa; Chordata; Chondrichthyes; Chimaeriformes; Callorhinchidae
Gene: adck2
Product: aarF domain containing kinase 2
Exons: 9
Coding region: 467-2374 (635 amino acids)
Cellular component (GO): mitochondrion
Source: RefSeq, a predicted model, not a curated record